UGGACCCCGGAAGUGCAACUCCAAGUUGGUCGGGCUCGGAUCCCGAGAGGGAAAGUCGUAACAACCGCACGAGGGAGUUCGACUGGCGAGCUGGAAGGCCACGCCUCCUCUCGCCUACCCCCGCAGCCCUGUAGCUGGGGGCAGAGCUCAGACUGUCUUCUGAAGAUUGAUGUCUAUUUCCUUGAGUUCUUUAAUUUUGUUGCCAAUUUGGAUAAGCAUGGCACAAAUCCUGCAGGGAGGUCCAGAUGAAAAAGAAAAGACUACAGCACUGAAAGAUUUAUUAUCUAGGAUAGAUUUGGAUGAACUAAUGAAAAAAGAUGAACCACCUCUUGAUUUUCCUGAUACCCUGGAAGGAUUUGAAUAUGCUUUUAAUGAAAAAGGGCAGUUAAGACACAUAAAAACUGGGGAACCGUUUGUUUUUAACUACCGGGAAGACUUGCACAGAUGGAACCAGAAAAGAUACGAAGCUCUAGGAGAGAUCAUCACAAAGUAUGUAUAUGAGCUCCUGGAAAAGGAUUGUAAUUUGAAAAAAAUCUCUAUUCCAGUAGAUGCCACUGAGAGUGAACCAAAGAGUUUUAUCUUUAUGAGUGCGGAUGCUUUGACAAAUCCACAGAAACUGAUGGUUUUAAUUCAUGGUAGUGGUGUCGUCAGGGCAGGUCAGUGGGCUAGAAGGCUUAUUAUAAAUGAAGAUCUGGACAGUGGCACACAGAUACCUUUUAUUAAGAGAGCUAUGGAUGAAGGAUAUGGAGUAAUAGUACUGAAUCCCAAUGAAAACUAUAUUGAAGUAGAAAAGCCAAAGACACACGUACAGUCAUCUUCUGAUAGUUCAGAUGAACCAGCAGAAAAACGGGAAAGAAAAGAUAAAGUUUCUAAAGAAAUAAAGAAACGACGCGAUUUCUAUGAGAAGUAUCGUAAUCCCCAAAGAGAAAAAGAAACGAUGCAGUUGUAUAUCAGAGAAAAUGGUUCUCCCGAAGAACAUGCAGUCUAUGUGUGGGACCAUUUCAUCACCCAAUCUGCAGCUGAGAAUGUAUUUUUUGUUGCUCAUAGCUAUGGAGGACUUGCUUUUGUUGAACUGAUGAUUCAACGAGAAGCAGAUGUAAAAAGUAAGGUAACUGCUGUGGCAUUGACAGACUCUGUUCACAAUGUGUGGCACCAAGAAGCUGGCAAAACGAUUCGAGAAUGGAUGAGAGAGAACUGUUGUAAUUGGGUCUCUAGCUCAGAACCAUUAGACACAUCAGUGGAGUCCAUGCUGCCUGACUGUCCCCGAGUCUCAGCAGGACAUUCAAAGAGGAAAUGCUUUGGGGGAGAGAACUGGAAAUGAAAUUAAAGUAACACCAGACAGCAUGAAGGCAACUCUAGACUUGGAGACUGAAUGUAACAAAAAUAGUCUAUUUCUACAUUAUCUUAACUAGAAUGAAAAGAAAUCACAGUGUGGGGAGAAUAACUCACUCCAGAAGCUGUCACUGUCUGUCAUAAAGUGACAAGGAGCUCUCAUGACCAGUAGUCAGAAGCUAGAUGACAUUACCUGACAAAAAUAGGGCUUUUUUAAGUUGUGUUAUCAAGAAAUCAAUCAAAAUAGAAAAUAUAUUAAUUUUGUACCUGUUUUAUAUUAGUCAUAAUAACUUGCUUUAUGUGAUACUGUAUUGACCCAGUUAGUUAAUGGUAUGAAUACAUUUGAGGCCAUUUUGCUUAUAGUCUAAAGUUUUCAUAAAUAUACGACUGGAAGAAAUAAAAGCCAUAAGAAUUAGAGAAGAAAAAUUAAAACUGAAAUUAUUCACUUAUAAUUGUUUAUGUAGAAAAUUCAAAAUCUAUAGAUAAAUGUUUAGGAUGAAAAGGAUAAGUUAGCAAGGUUGCUGGAUACAAAAGCAUUAUACAAAAAUCAGUUGAGUUUUUAUAUAUCAACAAGCAUUUGAAGUAGCAUCAAUAAAUAUGCAGUAUUACAAAAAUAAAGCUGAGAGACACAUCAUGUUCAUAAUUUCAGUCACUCAACAUAGUAAAGAUGUCAGUUCUCUCCAAAUUGGUAUGCAGGUUUAACAUUAUUCCUGUCAAAAUCCCAGCAAGAUAUUUUGUAGAUCUGAACUUCUGAAGUCACCAAGAUGACUCUCACUUCUGAUACCAACUGUAAGAGGAUAUCCCUAAGAUCACCUUCAGGUUUGAUCAUUUGCCAGGACUCACAGAACUCACUUCAGUGAAGGCUGUUAUAUUCAUGGUGACAGUCUUACACAGCAAAAGGGUACAGAUCAGCCAAGGAAGAGGGCAUGCUGGGCAGAGUCAAGGGAAGUUCCAAAGUGAGUUUCCAGUUGUCCUUUUCCAGUCAAGUCAUGGACAGUGCUGUCUUCUCCCAGCAACAGUGUGUGAGAAUACUUAUGGAGUAUUACAUACCAGGGAAGCUCACCCAAGUGUUGGUGUCCAGAGUUUAACUAGGACUUAGUUAGAUUGACGUGGUUGACUGUCUGCAUGGCUAACUGUAGUCUCUAGAUGCUCCAGAGGCCCAGAUGAUACCUUUUUGGGCAAGGUCAAUCCUUUACAGUAAGUAUAGACUAGAUUAUUCUAUAAUUUAUAUAGAAAGACAAAGGAACUAUUACCUACUUACUAGAAUGGAAGAAUCAGUCUAUGAUUUCAAUACAUUAUGGCAAAGAUACAUAGAAACUAGAUCACUCAGACAUUGCUGGAAGGAAUCUAAAAUGGUACAGUGACUGAAAAACAGUGGCAGUUUCUUGAAAAACUAAACAUGCAACUAAUGUGCAGCCCAGCAACUGUACCCUUGGGCAUUUAUCCCAUAAAAACAAAGAUUAUUUCACAUAAAAAUUUGUACAUGAAUGUUUACUGCAACUUUAGUCAUAAUAGCCAUAAACUGGAAACUACCCAGAUGUCCAUGAACAUGGAAAUGGUUAAACAAACUGUGAUAUAUCCAUACCAUAGAAUAUUACUCAGCAGUAAAAAAGAACAAACUAUUGAUACACACAUCUAAAUAAAUCUCCAGAGAAUUAAGCUGAAUGAUAAAAGCCAAUCCCAAAAGAGUGCAUAUGGUAUGAUUCCAUUUAUAUAACAUUCUUGAAGUGAUAAAAGUAUAGAACUGAAGAAUAUAUUAGUGGUUUCCAGGGGUUAAGGAGGGCCCAGAAAGGGAAGUAGGCAUGGCUAUAAAAGGCCAUAGGUGAUCUUUGUGAUGAUAGAAAUUUUCUGUAUUUUAAUUGCAGUAUUGACAAUAUCCUGGUUGUCAUAUUGUACUGUGGUUUUACAAGGUGUUAUUAUUGAGGAAAAUUAUAAAAGGGACAUAGUAUCAAUCUGUUAUUUCUUACAACUGCAUAUGAAUCUAGAAUUAUUUCAAAAUAAAAAGUGUAAUUGAAUUAAUGAAUGAAUGAAUAUAAAAAAUAAAGUGAUUGAGAAAGUGAUAAAACUUCAUUAGAAAGCAUUAAAAAUGACUUAAGUAAGUGGCAAGAUAUAUCAUGUUUGUUGAUUGGAUGACUCAUAUUGUAAGUAUAUCAGUUCUCCCCAAAUUGGCCAAUAGGCUUUAGUACAAUUCCAAAUCAUUAAGUGACUGGGGCUAGUUUAUCACCUCCUCCUUCCUCUGCUUCCUUCCUCCUUUUAUUGGCCGCAAAGUAAAGGUCUGUGUGUUUGAAAGUCUGACAAAACAAUACAAAAUGAUGCUAUGGAUACAAACAUUCAUGUAAUGAAUCAUCUAUGUUUUCAAAACACCAGUAGCACUUUGCUUUUUAAAUUCUCAAGUUUUUACAACCAUGAUCUGUAUGCUACCAUUUCUUUAAAUGGUGAUCAUCAUCAAAAUAGUGCAAGAACCAUAGAAAAAUUCUAUGAUUCUAUGUUAAAUAAUAUUUAGUAAGUAUCAGUUUUCUGGUGAAUCUGUUUCAGACAGUUGUUUAUACAACACCUAUUAAGCCUCAACUAUGAUUUCUGGAAUAAAAAGUUUUGAAGCAUCAUCCCCAAAGACUUGAAGAUAAAACAAGGUAUUUUUUUAAAGCAAUGUAUUUUUCAUGCCCAAAAUGACUAGUUAAGCAAAACAUGUGUAUGAUAAUGUAGUAAAGACUGGAUACAAAGUACUAAAACAUGAAGAAAAGAAGUAGUUGAUUUGGUUAAGAUUAAUCGAAAAAUGCUUACUAGAGGAGAUAAAAUAUUGAACUGGAUCUUAAAACAUACAUCUUCUGAAAAAUGUUUCUAUUUCAGUGUUUUAACGAAUUUGUAAAUAUUAACUAUAUUGCAGCAAAAUGUCUGUGAAACUUUGGCUUAUCACAACCUCUCUUAAGUUUAGAUUUCUUACCUGUGAAAUGAAACUAUUGGAUGAAAUUUUAUCCACAGUCCUUUUCAUAGCUUUACUAUUUUAUGUUUGAUAUGUUUCUAUCUGCAUCUAAAUUUGGACCAAGCCAAAUACAUCUUGGAAAUAAAAGCUCUUAAA
Messenger RNA from Manis javanica (Malayan pangolin), 4408 nucleotides. RefSeq names its product ARB2 cotranscriptional regulator A (gene ARB2A). Gene Ontology annotation, biological process: regulatory ncRNA-mediated heterochromatin formation. NCBI's taxonomy places the organism in Eukaryota, Metazoa, Chordata, Mammalia, Pholidota, Manidae. Gene Ontology annotation, cellular component: nucleus. Gene Ontology annotation, molecular function: siRNA binding. The record is from RefSeq and is a predicted model, not a curated record.